Diplodia corticola is the source of this 4404-nucleotide messenger RNA. RefSeq names its product dna polymerase alpha catalytic subunit. Gene Ontology annotation, cellular component: alpha DNA polymerase:primase complex. Lineage: Eukaryota; Fungi; Ascomycota; Dothideomycetes; Botryosphaeriales; Botryosphaeriaceae. Bases 1 to 4404 code for a protein of 1467 amino acids. The transcript has 4 exons. Gene Ontology annotation, biological process: lagging strand elongation; mitotic DNA replication initiation; DNA replication. The record is from RefSeq and is a predicted model, not a curated record. Gene Ontology annotation, molecular function: purine nucleotide binding; chromatin binding; pyrimidine nucleotide binding.
AUGGCCAAGAGAGGAGCCGGAGCCUUGGCCGAGCUGCGUGCUCUGAGAGCCGCAGGCAAGACUCGCCUUGACAGCUACCAGGUCGAGGAGGAAAAGCAGUUAUAUGAGGAAGUCGACGAGGAGGGCUACAAGAAGGUCGUUCGCAGCCGUCUCGAUCAGGACGACUUUGUCGUCGACGACAAUGGCGAGGGUUAUGCCGACGACGGCAGAGAAGAUUGGGACACCGAGCGCCUACCCCAAUACGACAGUGAGAGCGAGGAAGAACGGCCGCUGAGAGGCAAAGCCGCUAAGAGAAAGCGGGAGGAGGACCGCGAGAGACAAGAGAAGGCCAAGAAUGGGAUCAACAAGUACUUCAGCGCACACGCUGCUACCACUGCUCCUAAACCCAAGCCCGUGAAGACAGCCGAGGACGACGCUUUCAUGGCAGAUCUUUUGGGCGAAGUCGAUACCAACGUACCCACCCGUCCUCGUUUGAAGACUGUCAAGUCUGAAACCCGACGAAAGACUCGCGUCCUCUCUCCGCCUAUCGAAGAACGCAGGCCCCAGCCCCGCGAACCCCAGACGGAAGAUUACAGUGUCAUGGCCGAUACCCCGCCCGCUGCUAGUGCCUUAGACGAAGACAACUACAUUCCUCCUGCAGAAGAUGACGCGAUGAUGAGCGACCCACCGCUUCCCUCUUCUCCGGUGACAAAGGCUGUCGAGCGGAAGUUCUCCAUGGUCAACGUAAAGGCAGAGGAUGAGGACGAUGAUCUCAUGGAGGUCGAGCAGGCUGUUCGCCAUGCUGGCAUUCGUACCGCAGGUGUCAACAUGGCCGGCAGCAGGCCUGCGCCGAAGAUCAAGAAGCAGGACUCAUAUCCCACACCGGCUGGCUCAUCACCACCACGGCCAUCGCAAGAUACUGCAAUUAACCCCGCUGCUUGGAACGAUAUACUCCAAAAUCAGAACAUUCAGAGCAGCCCUGCCGUUGAAAAUUCAUACACCGCGGGAAAACUCAAGUCUGAAAACGCUCUUGAAGACGAUGGUAGUCUAAGGUUCUUCUGGCUUGACUACACCGAGAUCAACGGUAAUCUUUUCCUUUUUGGAAAGGUCAAGGACAAAUCCACCGGGAAUUUUGUCAGUGCAUUUGCAAAGAUCGACAACAUCCUACGCAAACUGUACUUUCUACCCCGCGAAUACCGCCAGAAGCGAGGCCGGGAUACGGACGAAGAGGUGGGCAUGGGCGACGUCUACCAGGAGGUGGACGGACUGAUGUCUAGAUUCCAAGUGAACAUGCACAAGAUUAAGCCAUGUACUCGAAAAUAUGCUUUCGAGCUUCCAGGCAUUCCGAAGGAGGCAGAAUACCUCAAACUUCUUUAUCCCUACACCAAGUCGCCGAUUCCGACGGACUACAAGGGAGAGACUUUCUCUCACGUGUUCGGGACCAACACGUCUAUUUUCGAGCAGUUUGUGCUAUGGAAGAACAUCAUGGGCCCAUGCUGGCUGAAGAUUGAGGGCGCCAACUUCAACGCAGUCAACAACGCCUCAUGGUGUAAGCUUGAGUUCCAAGUCGAGAAGCCGAAUGGCAUCAGUACCCUGGGAGACACGGACAACCUCGAAGCCCCUCCGCUUACGCUGAUGAGCAUUGCGCUGAGGACCACUUUCAAUGUCAAGGACAACAAACAGGAAAUCCUCAUGGCCAGCGCCAGAGUCUACGAGAACGUUGCAUUGACGGACACUACCCCAGCCGAAAAGCUUCCCUGCAAGACGUUCACCGUCAUGCGUCCCAACGGCGACUCCUACCCCACUGGGUUCAAGUACGAGGCUGAGAAACAUGCCGGCACCAUCAAAAUGGAAAGGAAUGAGCAAGGUCUUCUCAGCAUGUUUAUGGCAAUCCUUGGCAAAAUGGACCCCGACGUUAUCAUGGGCCACCGUCUGGAGGAUGUCGAUUACAGUGUUCUUCUCAACCGCUUGCGUGAGAAGAAGACUCCCGGCUGGCACAGGAUCGGCCGCCUGAGGAGAAGCGACUGGCCCAAGAACCUUGGCCGGGGCAGUGGCAGUUUCUUUGCUGAGAGGCAGAUUGCCGCUGGUCGCCUCCUCUGCGAUCUGGCAAAUGAUCUCGGCAAGUCAUUGAUGACCAAGUGUCAGUCUUGGAGCUUGAACGAGAUGUGCGAGCUGGUCCUCGGGGAAGGCAAGUCCCGCCAGGACAUAGACAGCGAGACGGCACUGAAGACCUGGGCAACCAAGCCCGAGGGCCUGAUGAACUACCUCAAGCACUGCGAAGCCGACACCUUCUUCAUCGCAGCCAUUGCAUUAAAGGUUCAAAUGCUUCCUUUGACCAAGGUCCUCACCAAUCUUGCGGGCAACUCUUGGGGACGCACCCUUGGCGGUACUAGAGCCGAGCGAAACGAGUACAUUCUACUCCACGAAUUCUACCGCAACAAGUACAUCUGCCCUGACAAGGUCUUCGGCAAAGGCAACAAGAAGCUGAGCGAGGAGCCCGCGGAAGGAGAGGAGGGAGCUGAUGCCAAGAAGAAGGAUAAGUACAAGGGCGGUCUCGUCUUCGAGCCCGAGAAGGGUCUCUACGACCGCUUCAUUCUUGUCAUGGACUUCAACUCUCUGUACCCCAGCAUCAUCCAGGAGUUCAACAUCUGUUUCACCACUGUGGAACGGUCCGAUCUCAGCGAGGACGACGAGAAGGUUCCUGAGGUCCCAGACGCAUCGCAAAGUCAAGGCAUCCUUCCAAGGCUCAUUGCCACGCUUGUAAAUCGGAGAAGGGAGGUCAAGAAGCUGAUGAAGGCUCCCACGGCGUCUCGAGACGAACUCGCGACCUGGGACAUCAAGCAGAUGGCUUUGAAGCUCACUGCUAACUCCAUGUACGGGUGUCUUGGAUACACCAAGUCGCGGUUCUAUGCCCGUCCUCUUGCUAUGCUUACGACCUACAAGGGUCGUGAGAUUCUGCGCAGGACCAAGGAUCUGGCUGAGAGCAAGAUGCUUCGCGUCAUCUAUGGUGAUACCGACUCCGUCAUGAUCAACACCAACAUGGACAAUAUGCAAGACGCGUUCAAGGUCGGAAACGAGUUCAAGCGGGACGUCAACGACAGCUACAAGCUUCUUGAGAUCGACAUUGACAAUGUUUUCCGUCGUCUGCUGCUUCACGCCAAAAAGAAGUAUGCUGCUAUCAACAUGAUCGAAGUAGAUGGCAAGUGGACGGAGAAGCUCGAGGUCAAGGGUCUUGACAUGAGGCGCAGAGAGUACUGUGCUUUGUCAAAAGAGACGUCCUCGAAGCUUCUCAACUUCUUGCUUUCCGGGGAAGAUCCGGAAACCGUCGUCGAGAAGAUCCAUGAGUACCUUCGGGAGCUGGCGGGGAAGAUGCGCGACUUCAAGAUUCCCGCUCAGAAAUACACCAUCUUUACCCAACUCGGGAAAGACCCCAAGGAAUACCCCAACGCCAACAGUAUGCCCUCUGUCCAGGUCGCGCUCCGCCUUAUGGCAAAGGGCAAACACGUCAAAGCCAAGGAUGUCAUGUCCUUUGUCAUUACUGGCGAGAGCGGUGGAUCGGCUGAGACUGCUGCAAAGAACGCCUACACCCUUGAUGAUGUCCUGAGGGCUGAUUCUGGCCUUAAGCCCGACAUUGACUACUAUCUCCACAAGCAAAUCCUGCCCCCUGUUGAGCGUCUCUGUGCCCCCAUCGCAGGCACCAACGUAACGCGUCUUGCGGAGUGCCUAGGCCUUGACACGUCCAAGUACCGGGUCAGCACUGCAUCUGCCAACUCGCAGGAUGUCGAGAUCCACCCUCUGGAAACGCAAAUACCAGACGAGGUGCGCUUCAGGGACUCGCUGCCUCUUGCCCUUCGCUGCCCGUCCUGCAAGCACCAUUCGACGUUCCGCGGGCUUGCAAAGACGCCUGAGACGGUCUCACAUCAAGGUCUGGUCUGCACCAACACGUCUUGCGGCCGUCAAAUCUCGACGCUUUCCGUGUCUUCACAACUCGAGGCGCAAAUCCGCCAACACACAGCCCGCUACUACGCCGGCUGGCUUGUCUGCGACGACGCUGCAUGCGGUGCGCGCACGCGCCAAAUGAGCGUGUACGGCCACCGCUGCCUGGGGCCGCAGGGCCGUGGUCUUGGCUGUGCUGGUCGUAUGGGUUACGAGUAUGGUGACAAGGCCAUGUACAACCAGCUGCUGUACCUUCAGAGCUUGUUCGACGUCGACAAGGCGAAGGUGGCGAUAUCGAAGGACCGCGGUAUGGGCAAAGGCGUCGACGGUGAGAUGGAGGAGAAGGUCACCAUCUUGGCAGAGGUCAACAGAGAGAGAUUUGAAACGUGGGGGGAUGUCGUCAAGUCAUAUCUGGACCGUAACGGCCGGCAGUGGGUGCAGAUGGACAGCCUGUUCGCAUUCGCUCUCAAAGCGGCGUCGGCUUCGUAA